AUGUCGAAUCCUCGUAUCGUCAUUGGACUUGACUUCGGCACCACUUAUAGUGGUGUCGCCUGGGCUUUGAGAGAUUGUCCAGAUAAGCCAGAAGUCAUAAUGUCGUGGCCUGGAGCUGGGAACCGUUUGUGGCCAACAGGGACAACACCUAAAGUCCCUAGCACCAUGGCGAUCAAAUGCGGUGGGCGUGUCCAUUGGGGUUACCAAACCAACUACCUUGCUGGAGAUAAUAUCCGGGGCAUGAAGCUAUUAUUAGAUGAGCCCCAGAAUUCAGGAUACGUAGCAUCUUUGAUAGAUGCGGGACUGCUCAAAAGGUCGCGCAUACCUGCGGUUACUUUGACAGGCAUGUAUCUAACAGGACUGGUUGACCACACCAAGAAGAUUCUCCAGAGGCGCUUUGGCCCAGCAGCCGAACAGAUGGAGAUGAAGUAUGUCCUAACGGUGCCGGCCAUUUGGUCUGAUAAGGCAAAGGAUGCGACCUUAAAAGCUGCUUCAAGGGCCAAAAUCCCUCAGAAGGAUAUUACUUUAGUAUCUGAGCCAGAGGCGGCAGCUUUGUACUGCCUCAAUGCAAUUCAACCUAACUCCAUCGAGAACAACGAUGUUGUCGUAGUAUGCGAUGCCGGUGGUGGUACUGUGGAUCUCAUCUCAUACUGCGUGAAGACGGUGUCUCCAUUGCGCUUGGAGGAGGUAUCCGAGGGCAGCGGUAUGCUAUGCGUCCAGCCAAGACGCUAUGUAAAUCGGCUGACAAAAACAGGUGACAUCUGUGGAUCGGUUCUGCUCGAUGCCGCAUUCAAGACUUUUCUCAAUGUCCUGGUGAAUGAUAAGCACCUAAGUGGAAAAUCCUCCGAAUUGGCGUUGAAGUACUGGCAAGAUCAAAUUAAGCCCAAUUUUGCAAGUGACCCGGACUUUGAAGAGGAGACCCAUUUUGUACCUCUGCCUGGAUUGAAGGACAACCCCAAGAUAGGUCUACAAGAUGGGUUUCUUCAGCUGGAGGGUGCACAGAUUAAGAAGAUCUUCGAUCCGGUUGUUGACCGAGUCAAGGUGCAGAUAGUUCACCAGGUUAAUAGCGCUAGAGCGAAAAAUAUGCCAGUGAAGGCAAUCCUUCUGGUGGGAGGAUUCGGGUCAUCCGAGUACCUCUAUCACUGUAUUCAGGAAACAUUCAGUGACAUUGCUGUGAUGCAGCCACCAAAUUCGUGGUCUGCGGUGAUGCUUGGUGCGGUUCGAUAUGGUUUGGGAGGCAACCAGGUUACGAACCGAAUUGCUCGAUGCCACUAUGGUAUUUGGCAUGAAACACAUAAUCCCGACACAAUGGCUAAGUUUCCAGACGCAAAGAGAUUCUGGGAUGACUUGAAGGAAAGGUGGUAUAUUCGCGACAUGAUGAAGUGGUAUAUCCACAAGGCAAGAAAACCCAUUAGGAUGGGUUUUGACACGACCGUUGCUGUUGGCAGAACGCCCAGUGUUUUUAGCAGACUAAAAAUAUGCCUUCACAGUGAAGCGCCAGAACGUAGCGAUAGUAGUGUCUACCAGUUGUGUACCUUGACAACUGAUUUAAGCAGUGUACCAACUCAAUACUUCACAAAACACACGAACAGCAAAGGCACAGAGUACUACACUAUUAGUCAUGUCAUGAUUAUGACCCCGGGGUCCGCCUCGAUUAAAUUCGAGCUGGAGUUUAAUGGCCAAUCGUAUGGGGAGGUUCAGGCUACUUAUUUCGAUUGA
Molecule: messenger RNA, 1719 nt
Organism: Aspergillus costaricaensis CBS 115574
Lineage: Eukaryota; Fungi; Ascomycota; Eurotiomycetes; Eurotiales; Aspergillaceae
Product: Hsp70 family protein
Exons: 11
Coding region: 1-1719 (572 amino acids)
Molecular function (GO): ATP binding; ATP-dependent protein folding chaperone
Source: RefSeq, a predicted model, not a curated record